AAAGAUUGGCGAUUCUGUGGCGCAGUUUUGACGAGCCGAGGCUGAGUAAAAAGACUGAGAUUAAAUGACGAUCCUAGUGGAUUUACAGCCGACGUGGAAAGCGAUGUUGGAGAUCCCUUCGUUGUGGAGGAGAGGAGACCCAGAGGAUCCUCAGAGGCGGGGUGCUCUGCCAUCCCCAAGCCAAACAAACCUACCGCAGAAUCCCGGCUGCCGAGGGGCGGAACUGGAGUCAUGCAGGUCCUGUGGCUUUCGGGCUCUCUACUUUCAUUCAAAGCUCAGUCUCGGACCCUGGGCCUGCCUUUCCCCUCUGACCCGAAUAACUUUCCGAGACCCUAGUGGUGCAGACCGCAGUUGAUGAAAGCUAAGCCAUGUUGCACACCACACCGUGCGUCCGUGUCUUGCCUGCGAAGAUGCUGGAAACAGUUUACCAGAAAAGAUCUUCUGCUUUUUUUAAAAAAAUCUUCAAGGAGCACCUUGUUCCAGAUUACAGAAUCGCGAUAGGUGAUGGGAGAGGAAUCCCGUCCUAAAUUCAACCAGUCUUCACCUCUACUGAAUGAUUUAGCAGACAGGACUCUCAGUAAGAUCGAACCUAGGGCCUACUAGCAUGUAGCCAAGGGCUCUCCCACUGAGUUGCACACCUAGCUCCUUGCUCAUCCAUUGCUUCUGCCUCCAGCGAUGUUUUUAGGGUUCCGUCCCAAGUCUUAGGCACUCCUCCAGUCCUGACUGUUCCCCAACCCCUCCCUGUACCGCCCACCCAUUCCAAACUUGCCUUCAUCCCCUGUAUCGGACCUUGUUCCGCCUAAGCUAGGCUUUACAGGUCAAGUCACGAUUUCUCGGCUUGCUGCUGUUAGCUUUCCCCAGCCUUCUUAGCAUCCGAUCUGCUCCCAGCCUGGUCUCUGCCUUGGUCACGUCCCUAAACCUCUUCCAAGUACUGCCUUCUGAGCACGCCACUAGUCCCUUGACUCUGCGCGCCCCUUAGUCUCUUUCUGCUGAAGCUACGCCUUCCUGUUGUGCCUGACUGCCUCCUGCCGCUCCUCUGCCCCUGGCUACACCGGUCCACUCGGUCGAGGCUUUUCACUCCCGAAACAUACCCCCACCCCUGUCUCUCGCGCGGCUGUCUCUGUCUCCCUUCCUCACCCCUACCCUAAAGCCCGCCUUCGGGGUUUCCUCAGCCCCGCCCCCUGGGCCUGGCCACGCCCCAGAGUCACACCCCUCCGGCCAGAGCCUCGUCUUCUAGGCCAGCCGCUUUCAGAACCUCGUCUGCUGGCCUCGGCUCGCCACGUCUCCUGGCUCUGGCUACGCCCUGAGCCCCCCUCCUUGCCGGAGCCACGCCUACUGGGUGGCCCCCUGGACCCCUCUGGGUUUGCUGCUUGUUUUUAGCGACACUUCCUUGCCACGCCCCCGAGACGCCACGAGCCCAAGCCCGCCUUCUGGGUUUGCUGUCCGCCUUCCAUCCUGGCUCUAGCCACGCCUCGUGCCCCCCCCUCCUCACCCAAGCCACACCUCGGUUUGCCUCCCCCUCAGCCUCACCGCUGCUCAAGUCUGGCCUAUUCAGUCUCCAGUCCCUGCCUACCACCGGUCUUCCAGCCGGGCGGCCCAGUCCAGCCUUUUCCCUAGGAAAGGAAAGUAGUGCUCCUCUGCAGGCAUCCGAAAGUCGCACCGGUUUGGCCAGUCGGGCCACCUCAGCGCCCUCAGGGGAGCGCGGGCCUCGCCGCCACCGGAAACGGAAGCGCAGGACAGCAGGACCAUGGCGACGCUGUUUGACCUCCCAGACUUGGUGCUCUUGGAGAUCUUCUCAUACCUCCCGGUCCGGGACCGGAUCCGCAUCUCCAGGGUCUGUCACCGCUGGAAGAAGCUAGUGGAUGACCGGUGGUUGUGGCGACAUGUCGACCUGACGCUCUACACGAUGCGUCCGAAAGUCAUGUGGCAUCUUCUGCGCCGAUACAUGGCUUCCAGGCUCCACUCGCUGCGCAUGGGUGGCUACCUGUUCUCUGGCUCUCAGGCCCCACAGCUGUCCCCUGCCUUGAUGCGGGCCCUGGGCCAGAAGUGUCCCAACCUGAAGCGCCUGUGCCUGCACGUGGCUGACCUGAGCAUGGUGCCUAUCACCAGCCUGCCCAGCACGCUGAGGACCCUGGAGCUGCACAGCUGCGAGAUUUCGAUGAUCUGGCUGCAGAAGGAGCAGGAUCCCACAGUGCUGCCGCUGCUGGAAUGCAUCGUGCUGGACCGAGUGCCAGCCUUCAGGGAUGAGCACCUGCAGGGUCUCACCCGCUUCCGAGCCUUGCGCUCGCUGGUGCUGGGCGGCACCUACCGGGUCACCGAGACCGGGCUGGAUGCCAGCCUCCAGGAGCUCAGCUACCUGCAGAGACUGGAGGUGCUGGGCUGUACCCUGUCAGCCGACAGCACCCUGCUGGCCAUCAGUCGCCACCUCCGAGAUGUGCGUAAAAUUCGGCUGACCGUUGGGGGCCUCUCAGCCCAAGGCCUGGUCUUCCUGGAGGGAAUGCCUGCCCUGGAGAGUUUGUGCUUCCAGGGACCCCUCAUCACCCCAGAAAUGCCUACACCUGCUCAGAUUGUGUCCUCUUGCCUCACCAUGCCUAAACUCAGAGUGCUUGAGGUGCAAGGGCUGGGCUGGGAGGGCCAGGAGGCAGAGAAGAUCCUAUGCAAGGGCCUGCCCCACUGCAUGGUUAUUGUUAGGGCCUGUCCCAAAGAAUCCAUGGAUUGGUGGAUGUGAAGGUACCACCCAUCCAUCCCUGGGAUCUAUCCUAGCUUUUAAACUUGACCUUCUCAGCAGCAAACUGAAGCAUGUACAUUAGUCAGGCUUGAGGAAACUGCAGGUCACAAGGAAAAGAAGCCAGGACCUUGGGGCCUGCAGAGCUGGGGUUUUCUGUCAUCUGGAUGACCUCAGCCUUGUCACCCAGCUUCUGGGAGGCCCAGUUCACACAUUUAGGAACAGGCAUCAUCGCUACCUCAUGAUUCAUUUGCAUAUCUUUGCCCUCCACCCUUUCCCUCAGUACCUGGGGAUCAUAUCCAUGGCCUUAGGUAUGUUAGGCCAGGACUGCUGUGCUCCUGAGCCACACUGGAGCCCUGGAAAGCCUUAGUCUCUAAAGGACCCCAGAAGACCACUAUAGAGAGGCCAUUUUUAGGGUGCAGGUGGGCAGAGUUUAGGGCUCUGAGGUCUGCCUGAUUGUCUGCCAGAUGCUUGGGAAAUGAGGUCGAGGGCAAGGAGACAAGCUGUUGAAUUGUCCUAGUGUUCAGAAGGAUUCUCAAUGGUAUUUUCUGUAUUUUGUAUCCUUCCUUUUCCAAGUUUUCUACAGUAUAUAGUAUUUUACUAUUAAAGAAAAAUAAUGUUUUUUUCAAA
Molecule: messenger RNA, 3355 nt
Organism: Arvicola amphibius (Eurasian water vole)
Lineage: Eukaryota; Metazoa; Chordata; Mammalia; Rodentia; Cricetidae
Gene: Fbxl12
Product: F-box and leucine rich repeat protein 12
Exons: 4
Coding region: 1748-2728 (326 amino acids)
Biological process (GO): SCF-dependent proteasomal ubiquitin-dependent protein catabolic process
Cellular component (GO): SCF ubiquitin ligase complex
Molecular function (GO): protein binding
Source: RefSeq, a predicted model, not a curated record